Molecule: messenger RNA, 3014 nt
Organism: Salvia hispanica
Lineage: Eukaryota; Viridiplantae; Streptophyta; Magnoliopsida; Lamiales; Lamiaceae
Source: RefSeq, a predicted model, not a curated record
CUGAAUUCAUUCUUUGAUGGAUUUUUUUUCACCAAUUAUGUAUAGUGUCUUCUAACACGGCAGUCUUAGUGAAUCAGUGAUGAAAACCGUUAGACAAUUUUCCCGCCAAAUUAUAACCACCGCAGAAGCUUCACUAGACAAGCACCCCGACCUCAACACACUGCAAAAGCUCCACGCCCGCAUCAUCUCCGACCCCAAUUUAUGCUCCCACACCUCCCUCGCCAUCAAGCUGAUGCGCGCCUACGCCGCCUGCCGCAGACCCGAUUCCACCCGCAAGGUGUUCGACAAAAUUCCCGAGAGAAACAGCGUCAUUUGCAACGUCAUGAUCCGGAGCUACGUCAACAAUCAUAUGUACCGAGAUGCGAUCCUCAUGUACAAAAUCACGCUGGCUUCGGGCGUUUCCCCCGAUCACUACACGUUCCCCUGCGUUCUCAAAGCUUGCUCGGCCUCGGAUGAUUUCCGUUUUGGGGUGCAGAUGCAUUCUCCCGCCGUGAAGAAGGGCCUUGAUUUGAAUCUUUUUACGGGUAACGGCCUUGUUGCGAUGUACGGGAAAUGUGGGAAUUUGGUGGAGGCGAGGCGGGUUUUUGAUGGGAUGCCGUUUAGGGAUAUUGUGUCCUGGAACUCUUUGGUGGCGGGAUAUGCGCAGAAUGGGAGAUUCGAUGAAGCGUUGGAGGUGUGCGAAGAAAUGGAGAUGUUAGGUGUGCAUCACGAUUCCGGGACUAUGGCUAGUCUGUCUCCGGCUGUGACUGAUACCAGUGUCGAAAAUGUCAUGUUUGUGAAGAGAAUAUUCGUGAACAUGAAUUCGAAGGAGUUAGUGGCGUGGAACGUGAUGAUUUCGAUUUAUACGAAUAAUUCCAUGUCUGAUGAGGCAGUUGAGCUUUACACGGAGAUGGAGGCACGAGGGAUAGAAGCUGAUUCGAUCACUAUCGCUAGUGUGCUUCCGUCUUGUGGCGAUCUCUCUGCUCUGUCGCUGGGGAAGAGAAUCCACGGAUUCGUUAAAUUGAAGAGGAUGCAACCUAAUUUAUCCGUGGAGAACGCGUUGAUUGAUAUGUAUGCGAAGUGUGGGUGCUUAGUCGAAGCGAGGAGAGUGUUCGACGAAAUGAGAAUCAAGGAUGUUGUUUCUUGGACUUCAAUGAUGUCUGCCUAUGGCAGGAGUGGGAAAGGCCAUGAAGCUGUUGAGUUAUUCUCGAAAAUGCAGGAUUUAGGUAUCAUCCCGGAUUCCAUAGCGUUCGUUUCGAUUCUCUCAGCUUGCAGCCACGCGGGAUUACUAGCAGAGGGACGCGAUUAUUACAGAAUGAUGACAGAGAGGUACAAUAUAUCUCCAAGAGUUGAACACUUUACUUGUAUGGUUGAUCUGCUUGGCCGUGCUGGUCUCGUUGAUGAGGCGUAUUCUCGGAUUAAGGAAAUGCCGGUAGAGCCCAACGAUAGGGUGUGGGGAGCUCUACUGAAUGCUUGCCAUGUCUAUAACAACAUGGAUAUCGGGGUUAUUGCAGCUGAUCGUUUAUUCGAAUUGGCUCCUAAUCAAUCCGGCUACUAUGUCCUGUUAUCGAACAUAUACGCCAAGGCCAGGAGAUGGAGCGAUGUAACUCUGGUUCGAAGGAUCAUGAAGGACAGAGGAUUGAAGAAAGUACCCGGUGUGAGCAAUGUGGAGCUUCAUGAUCAAGUCCACACGUUCCUUGCUGGUGAUCGAUCGCACCACCAGUUGAAGGAGAUAUACGAGGAGUUGGAGGUCUUGGUGGCGAAAAUGAAGGAAUCAGGUUAUGUUCCCAGAACAGAGACGGCCCUGCACGAUGUGGAGGAGGAGGAUAAGGAGAACCAUUUGGCGGUGCAUAGCGAGAAGUUGGCAAUUGUGUUUAUGCUCAUCAAUAGCAGGCCGGGGACGCCAAUCAGGGUUACGAAGAAUAUACGUGUCUGUGAGGAUUGCCACGACGCAAUCAAGCUGAUAUCGAAGAUCACUGAGCGACAGAUCACGGUGAGGGACACGAACCGGUAUCACCAUUUUGAGAAUGGCGUUUGCUCCUGUGGUGAUUACUGGUGAAUAAGUGAAGAAGAGAAGAGAAGAGAAGAGAAGAGAAGAAAAGGAUAAUGUUGUCAUCGACUAAACAAAAUGAAGACAUUGUAUUAAUUGCCCUCAUUUACUCAUCUGUUUGUUAUUGAACUAAGUUAAGUUGUUUUGGCGUUUUAAUAUGCCAUGAUUUUUCAGUUAUGUUUUGGGGGUGAUUCUUGUUAAUUUGGUAUUUUUUUAUUUGAUAGGUCUGCCUACUAUUGUGGCAAGAAAUACAAUGAUGGAUGCGAGAACUGAUUCAGUGAUGCUUCCUUUGGUAGCUAGAAACGUCCAAACUUAUGAUGCUGCAUAAGAUGCCUCCGUUUCUGAGGGUGCCGAUUUUCUUAUUGUUACUCUGAAAGGAGGUGCUUCUCCUGAGGAGCUCGUAAGCUCCAUAUCAGGGAGCAUAAAAAUUCCAAUUUUUAUCAUGUUUGAUUCUCCUAAAGAUGAAAUGUCGCUGCAUUCGCCAAACUCAGGAGCUAGUGGUGUAGUUGUUUCAGUGGAUGAAUUGAAAUUGUUGGGAGAAGAUGGAUCGAGUAAGUUAUCUCACAGUGAGUAUGCAUCAAAUGCAAAAGUAGACGACAUAGGACAAAGCUUUGAAAAUAUCAAAACUAUAGGCACACAGAAUGGUUUUUAUGGGAAAAAGAUGAUUGGUGAUUUUAUGAGAUUGGAAGAGAGAGAAGAACAGUUACUAGACAAGGAGCUAACGAUUUUGAUUGAAGCUACUAGUGUUAUCGAAAGAGCUGCACCACUAGUGAUCCUUCAUUGCUAACAACCUUUGAUGGGGGAUAUCUCACUUCUCAAAGAUGCUGUUUCUCAACUUGACCAGCCAUUUUCUAUGGUUAUAGUGGUAAUUGUGUGCUGAACUUCAACCAAUUCUGAUUCUACGGAUAUACUUGGAGGCUGUUGCUGAUGCAAACAAAGCAAUCGAGUUGGAUCCUUCAAUUGCGAAAGCAUAUCUGCGUAAAGG